Molecule: messenger RNA, 2613 nt
Organism: Onychomys torridus (southern grasshopper mouse)
Lineage: Eukaryota; Metazoa; Chordata; Mammalia; Rodentia; Cricetidae
Product: vomeronasal type-2 receptor 116-like
Exons: 8
Coding region: 1-2613 (870 amino acids)
Biological process (GO): G protein-coupled receptor signaling pathway
Cellular component (GO): membrane
Molecular function (GO): G protein-coupled receptor activity
Source: RefSeq, a predicted model, not a curated record
AUGUCUGAGCAGACAUGUGUGUUAAUAGGAUAUUUUCUUUUGUUUACUGUUAUCAGGAUCUUGUCUAAUCACAGUUAUGUAUUUGCCUACAGUUUCUCUGAGUGUUAUGUCAGAAUCAAAGAAGAUUUUCACCAUGAAGGAGAUGUGGUCAUGGGUGUAUUUUUCCCAGUUCAUACUAUCUACACAAGCAAAAAAGUUCCACAUCCUAAUCUGCUAUACUAUUUCACUGAUGUUCACAUACAGUACAAUUUUAAAAUAUACCAGUUGGUACUGUCCCUGGUGUUUGCCAUUGAACAGAUUAACAGGAACCCUCAUCUUUUACCCAACAUAUCUCUGGGAUUUGAUUUUUAUAAUGUCCCAUACAGUGAGAAAAACAUUCUUAUGAAUCCCCUUAUUUGGCUCACAGGGCUGAGUAGUCCCUACUGUAAUUAUAACUGUGUAAAAAAGAGAGUGUCAGCUGCUGUACUAACAGGACCAUCGUGGGCAAAAUCUGCUCAUAUUGAGACUCUGCUUCAGCUCUACAAAUUUCCACAGCUCACUGUUGGUCCUUUUGAUCCUAUCCUCAGUGACCAAAGUCAGUUUACUUCUCUCUACCAGAUGGCCCCCAAAGGCACAUCUCUGUCUCUUGCCAUGGUCUCUCUGAUUGUUCAUUUUGGCUGGACCUGGGUUGGUUUACUUAUCCCAGAUGAUCACAGAGGGACUCGGUUUCUAUCAGAUAUCAGAGAAAAGAUGGAGAAAAAUCAAGUCUGCAUAGCUUUUGUUGAAAUGAUCCAAAGUACAUGGAAUUCAUUGUCAUACAAAUACUGGAAAGGUCUUGGCAUGGUCCAGGAAUCAUCAGCCAAUAUCAUCAUCAUUUAUGGUGACAAUGAUUCACUACAAGGUUUAAUGCGAAAUCUAGGGCAACAGAUUUUGACAAGGAAAGUUUGGCUCAUGACCUCUGAAUGGGACCUUACUAAUAUCGCUGAUUAUUUUUUGCUGGAUUCAUUCCAUGGAAGUCUCAUUUUUUCACAACACCAUGAACAGGUCAUUGAAUUUAAAAAUUUUAUCCAAACAGUUAAUCCUUAUAAAUACCCAGAAGACAAUUACCUUCCUAAAUUGUGGAUGAUGUUCUUCAAGUGCUCAUUUUCAGAACUGGAUUGUCAUCUUUUGGAGAACUGCCAUCCCAAUGCUUCCUUGGAAUUUCUGCCUAGAAACAUUUUGGACACAGCAAUGAAUGAAGACAGCUAUAAUACAUACAAGGCUGUUUAUACUGUGGCCCAGAGUCUCCAUGAGAUGAGUCUUCAGCAAGUACAAAUGCAACCAUUUGGAAAUGGGGAAAAAAUGGUGUUCUGCCCCUGGCAGCUGCAUCCUUUCUUGAGGAAUAUCCAUGCGGGAGCCAACAUGGCUCUAGAAUGGAAACAGAAGCUACAUGAUACUAAGUAUGAUAUUCUCAACUUUUGGAAUUUUCCAAAGGGCCUUGUGCGAAAAGUGAAAGUUGGAACAUUUUCACCCAGUUUUCCCCAGGGUCAACAGUUGUCUUUGACUAAGCAGAUGGUACAAUGGCCAAAAGGAUAUUCAGAGACUCCGCAUUCUGUAUGCAGAGAGAUCUGUGGUCCUGGAUUCAGGAAAAUUUCCCUAGAGGGCAAGGCUGUUUGCUGCUAUGAUUGCACACCUUGUGCAGACAAUGAGAUUUCCAAUGAGACAGCUGAUAUGGAAAAGUGCAUGAAAUGUCCAGAAAGUCAUUAUGCAAACACAGAGAAGAAGCAUUGCCUACAGAAAUCUGUGAGUUUUCUCGACCAUAAGGACCCCUUGGGGAUGUCUCUCACAAUCAUAGCUCUCUGCUUCUCUGUACUCACAGCUGUGGUUCUUGCACUAUUUGUGAAGCACAGAGACACUCCAAUUGUCAAGGCUAAUAAUAGGACCCUCAGUUACAUGUUGCUCAUCACACUCACUGUUUCUUUUCUCUGUUCUUUCCUCUUCAUUGGCCGUCCCAACACCACAACCUGUAUCCUGCAGCAGAUCACAUUUGGAGGUGCUUUCACUGUGGCUCUGGCCACUGUGUUGGCUAAAGCUAUCACUGUGCUUAUUGCCUUCAAGGUCACUUUUCCAAGGAAAGUGGUGAGGUGGUUAAUAAUAUCAAAGGCUCCAAACCUUAUAAUCCCCAUAUGUACUCUGGUCCACCUUGUCCUCUGUGGAAUCUGGCUAGGAACCUCUCCUCCCUUCCUUGACAAAGAUGCUCAUGCUGAACAUGGACAUAUCAUACUUGUAUGUAACAAGGGCUCAGAUCUUGCCUUCCAUGGUAUACUUGGAUACCUCUGUUCCUUGGCAAUUGGAAGUUACAUUGUGGCUUUCUUGUCCCGGAAUCUGCCAGACACAUUCAAUGAAGCCAAGUUCCUAUCAUUUAGCAUGCUGGUGUUCUUCUGUGUCUGGGUCACAUUCCUCCCUGUCUACCACAGCACCAAGGGGAAGGUCAUGGUGGCUAUGGAAGUCUUCUCUAUCUUGGCUUCUAGUGCAGCCCUCCUUGGUUUCAUUUUUGCCCCUAAGUGUUAUAUAAUCUUAGUAAGGCCAGAUAAGAACUCAUCCAGUCAUCUUCAAAGGCAUAAAAAAACACAUACUAGAGAGAAACUCUUUUGA